AUGAAUGAAGAUGAGCAAGACGUCUCGGCGAAAACACUCACGCCCACCGCGGCAAUAGUCAUCACCACGCCUUCAAAGGGCCGCCCACUCACAGCCGUAUCUGUUGUAGUGGCUAUGUUCAACAACGGCCACUCAUAUCCCUACGCUACUUACACUAUCGCAUCCACGUUUGGUCAUCUCCCAUUGUCCAUUGUCCAUCGCCCACCGCCCACUACCCACUGCCCACCGCCCACUAUCCACUGCCCUUCGCUCACCGCCCACUACCCACUGCCCACUGCCCACUAUCCACUGCCCUUCGCUCACCGCCCACUACCCACUGCCCACUGCCCACUGCUUACUAUCCACUGCCCACCGCCCACUACCCACCGCCCACUGCCCACCGCCCACCGCCCACUGUCCACUACCCACUGCCCACCGCCCACUGUCCACUACCCACUGCCCACUGCCCACCGCCCACCGCCCACUGUCCACUACCCACUGCCCACCACUCACUACCCACUGCCCACCGCCCACUGCCCACCGCCCACCGCCCACUGUCCACUACCCACUGCCCACUGCCCACCGCCCACGCCCACUGCCCACCGCACCGCCCACUGUCCAAUACCCACUGCCCACCGCCCACCGCCCACUGUCCACUACCCACUGCCCACCGCCCACUGUCCACUACCCACCGCCCACCGCCCAGCCACAGCGCCACCGCAUGAACGCCCCGCCCCCCCCGCCGCCGCCUCUCCGUCGCCCAUUCGACAUAUUGGAUAA
This is a messenger RNA of Penaeus indicus, 759 nucleotides long. RefSeq lists its product as uncharacterized. NCBI's taxonomy places the organism in Eukaryota, Metazoa, Arthropoda, Malacostraca, Decapoda, Penaeidae. Bases 1 to 759 code for a protein of 252 amino acids. The record is from RefSeq and is a predicted model, not a curated record. The transcript has 3 exons.